This is a messenger RNA of Penicillium atrosanguineum, 1788 nucleotides long. RefSeq lists its product as uncharacterized. Bases 1 to 1788 code for a protein of 595 amino acids. The transcript has 5 exons. The record is from RefSeq and is a predicted model, not a curated record. Gene Ontology annotation, molecular function: dipeptidyl-peptidase activity. NCBI's taxonomy places the organism in Eukaryota, Fungi, Ascomycota, Eurotiomycetes, Eurotiales, Aspergillaceae.
AUGUCUGAAGAACAAAUCCACGCCUCCUUCGUGGAGGAGUGUAUGAAAACCAGGAAGAAAGCAGAACAAUAUCUUGAGUUUCGCAAUGCCCUCUCACCUGACAAUCCCAAGUCCCGCUUCCCGGGAUUUUAUCAGCGUGUUACUGUGUUCAAAAAGGGACAGCAAGUAAAGCCAGGCGCUAGGCCAUUACCGAUUGAUAUCGUCAUGCACGAGAGCGUGCCGAUGAUCCUGUCAGAUGGAAUCAAAAUCUAUUGUGACAUUUUUCUUCCUGUCAGCCUUCCACGGGAUCUAAGGCAGCAGGUCGACGAAAGAGAUAGGGUGCCGGCAUUGGUUGCGUGGAGUCCGUAUGGAAAGCAAAUGGGCACAACACUUUUGGAUGAUUUUCCAUUCCGUGCAGGUGUCCCAAAGGAGUGGCUGUCUGGACUUGAAAAAUGGGAAGGUCCCGAUCCUGCAUUUUGGUGCGCCGAGGGUUACGCUGUGAUCAAUGUUGACACUCGGGGCGCAUUCACUUCGGAGGGUAAACUCCUCAUUUUUGGACACCAGGAAGCUCAAGAUGGCGCAGAGUUCAUCACUUGGGUAUCCGAACAAGCCUGGUGCAACAGCAAAGUGGCGUUGACUGGAAACAGUUGGCUGGCUAUUGCUCAGUGGAAGAUAGGCAGUCUCAGGCCUAAAGGGCUAGCUGCACUUGCGCCAUGGGAAGGUCUUCAGGAUACAUAUCGCGACAAUUUAUGCGAAGGAGGUAUUCCAUCGUCAAACUUCCACGACACGAUCCUCCGCUGCGUGGACUUCGAGCCGCGUAGCGAGAUAUUCGGUUCCCUCGAUAUCAUUAACACUAACCUGAUUUUAGAGCCUUUCGCAAGCUAUAGCGAGCUUGAAGAUCUAAGUACUACGCUGAAAAAGACAGGCGGCCUCUGGAACGCCUAUUGGGAAGACAAAAAGUCCAAACCGGAUCAGAUCAACGUACCAACAUAUGUCGUUGCUUCCUGGACCAACCCAGUCCAUACACCUGGAACUUUCCGAGCUUUCAGAAUGAUUCCGGAUAGUACUCCCAAGUGGCUUCGGGUGAACAACUCACAAGAAUGGCCAGAUUACUACGCAGAUUCGAGUUGUCGUGAUCUGAAGAGGUUUUUCGACCACUAUUUGAAAGGACAUACGGAAAACAGCUGGCUAUCAACGCCUAAAAUCCGCUUAAGCAUUCUGAAUCUUGGCCUGUUCGGACUUGAAGACACCGUGAACAGAGCCGAAAUGGAGUGGCCAUUGGCUCGAACUCGGUAUGAAAAGCUUUAUCUGUCUCCCAACGGUGAAAUGGGUUCUUUCACACAGCAGCAGGGGCCAUCAUCGACGAGUUACGACUCAGCGAGUGGAAAGGUGAUCUUCCGUUAUGUCGUUCCCGAGGAAAUGGAAACAACUGGAUAUUUCCUAGCCCGACUCGUUGUGUCGUGCCCCUCUCACUCUGACAUGGAUUUGUUUAUUCAAGUGUGUUGCCUUGAUGAAAAGUCUCUCUACAGACGAGGAGUCAUGACUAUUCGACCUGGUAACAUGCUCGUUCUAGCAUUGCUCAAGUUGCUUCACGAUUGGCAUUUCGGGCUUUCAAAGAUGGGCAUGCUUUUCCACUGGGGGCCCGCUGGCCAACUGAGAGUCAGUCAUUCAAGCCAAAAGAGCAAAUCCUCAACAUCAUUCGAGCCGAUGUAUGAGCACAAAGAGGCAAUACCUCUAGCCAAGGGAGAGAAGCGUCUGGUUGAAAUUCCUCUGCGACCGUAUGGAGUAUUCUGGAAGGAAACCCGGUAA